AUGAGUUCUUAACUUUCAGUAAAUAUCGUUGAGUUUAGAAGUAAAAGUUUAAACAAAAGAAAUCUUUUAUCCUUUUCUGAACAUUAAACAAGAAGAAAAUCAUGUUAUUGUAAUUACUGUGGAAAGAAAAGUCAUUUCUAACAACAACAUGCUCAUUUACCUACAUAAAAAGAAAUUGAUUUGAAGAAUUAAGUAGAUAUUUUAAGGAAAUAAAGCUUAUGUGAUGAAAUUAAGACUGAAAUUCCCAGUGAAUUAAGUCUUAUGGAUAGUGAAAAUGGAAAACUUUUUAGAAACUCAAAUCGUUCAAUAUCUAUUGUUAACAAAUAUUUCAAAGGAUAUAUGAAUUUUGAUUAAAAUAGUCUUGAUGUUCAUACUAAAUUAAAGAGAAGGAGUUGUGAAUGUUCAGAAUGUGGAAAUCUAACAAAAUUUUAAAAGAAAUAUGAAGACUUAUCUUUACCAAGAAGAGAUAAAAAAAUAAAGCAAUUUUUAAUCAAGAAACAUCGUAACUAUCAAAAAGGAACAACCAAAGAAUUUCAAUUAAGUUAGAAAAAAAUAGUAGUAUAAAAAUCAAUCAUUUCUUCUCCAUAAAGCCAGAAAUCAUUCUAAAUAAAAUAAUUUGAUUAAAUUAGAAGAACAUAAGAUAUAAAUAAAUUAGUUUUAAAUCGUAUAUCAACAAGAGAUUUAGAAUAACCAAAAUAAGUUUAAAAUAAAUAUUCUAUAAUUAAUUCUUGUAAACAAUUAGAUUCUCCUUAAUUUACUCAUAGCAAAUCAUAGAGAUAAAUAUAACAUAAACCAACAAUGUCUUUUAGUACGAUUUCUACUUCUAAGUGGAAAUCUUACAAAAAUACAAAAGAAUUUUAAUGA
This is a messenger RNA of Paramecium sonneborni, 864 nucleotides long. NCBI's taxonomy places the organism in Eukaryota, Ciliophora, Oligohymenophorea, Peniculida, Parameciidae. The record is from the annotation of a GenBank genome assembly.